This is a messenger RNA of Solanum lycopersicum (tomato), 1121 nucleotides long. RefSeq names its product reticulon-like protein B8. Lineage: Eukaryota; Viridiplantae; Streptophyta; Magnoliopsida; Solanales; Solanaceae. The record is from RefSeq and is a predicted model, not a curated record.
GGGGGUGGGUGAAGAAAUUUCAAAAUGACCAAAAACCCAAGAACAUAAUAUCUUCAUGAUUAAAAAAGACACAAUUUUUUAUUUUCUUUGCUAGUUUCUCCAGUUUUGAGUACUUUGGGUUUAUAAUUCUUGAUAAAGAAAAAAAGAAAGAACAAAAUGCCGGAAGGAAUAACAGCUGAGAAUCUUUUGAACAACAUCAUGGACUCUAUUUCUGAGGGUGAGCUGAAACACAAAGCUACGUCAUUUUUUCAAGACGAAAGUGAAAGCUCUGUUAGUGCUCAAUUCAAUAGGCUAUUUGGACGUCAAAAACCAAUCCACCACUGUUUAGGUGGAGGCAAAUCGGCUGAUAGCAUGUUGUGGAGAAACAAGAAAAUUUCAGCCGGCGUUUUAAUCAGUGCUACUGCCAUCUGGGUGCUAUUCGAGUGGCUUAACUACAAUUUUCUUUCACUUCUGUGCUUUGGUCUGUCCUUUGGUCUGAUCGCGCAGUUUCUGUUGAAAAAUGCUUCUGGGGUAAUAAACAGGUCUCCUACGGUUCCUCGUCUUGUCUUACCUGAAGACCUCUUCAUCAAUAUUGCCAAGAGAAUUGGCACUGAAUUAAACCAUGGUUUGGGCUUCCUUCAAGAUGCUGCCUUGGGCGGUAAUCUGAAACAAUUCGUAGUGGUUAUACUGAGCUUGUGGGCUGCUGGUAUGAUCGGAACCUGGUGCAACUUCUUGACUGUUCUGUAUAUUGGUUUCAUCGCUGCUCACACUCUACCAGUGCUAUACGAAAGAUAUGAAGAUGAAGUUGAUGGUUUCGUUUACAGUGCCCUCGAUAAGCUUCAAGGCCAUUACAAGAAGCUGGAUUCUGGUGUCCUCAGCAGACUACCGCGAGGCAGCUUCAGGGGAAAGAAGGUUGAAUAAAUCUUCAAUUUACUGAAGGUAAACUCGUGGAGAAAAAACAUUAGCCUGUAUGCAGAGAUCAAAUAUGAAACUCGUUUUCGUGCUUAGGCAACACAUUGCUGUAUGUAUGCUUAGGAUUAAUCGACGAGGUAUUGAACUGUAGGUCAUCUCGUCGUGUAAAUGUUGCAGGUACUUCGAUUGAAGUUUGGCAUUUGAAAAUAAAUUGAAUUUUGCAGAAAGUA